Molecule: messenger RNA, 774 nt
Organism: Maylandia zebra (zebra mbuna)
Lineage: Eukaryota; Metazoa; Chordata; Actinopteri; Cichliformes; Cichlidae
Gene: smim8
Product: small integral membrane protein 8
Source: RefSeq, a predicted model, not a curated record
ACACCCACAGAGAGCGCUGUGAUUGGAAAAGCGCUACACUUGUUUUCCUGGCUGUCUUUGACUUUCAAUAUGGCUGCGCUUAGUUAGCUAGCUUAGGUGGUUUAAGUGUACUGUACUCUGUUUUUGUGUGUGUAGAAGUGUAGGUCAUGGCGGACAAAGAGGCUGGAGCAGGGGUGGAGAGUCACGGUGAAAAAGGGUUCAGGACACCUGGGCUGAGGAGCGUACAGACCACCACGCUGUUCCGGGCCGUGAACCCCGAGCUCUUCAUUAAGCCCAAUAAACCUGUGAUGGCCUUUGGACUGCUGAGCAUCACGCUAUGUGUGGGCUACUUGGGCUACCUGCACGCAAUGAAGGAAAAUGACCAGCAGCUGUAUGAGGCCAUCGACAGCGAAGGAGAGAGAACCACGAGGAGGAAAUCAUCCAAGUGGGACUGAUAGCACAGCCUUCAUCACUGAGUGUGUCUGUGUGGGGACAUCGCAUUUACUGGACUCAAACAAGGACACCUGUGUGUGUGUGUACAUUAAAGUGUGUUAUACAUACAUCUGCUAGUCUUUGUCCAGUCUGUGCAUAUAUAUGCAUUUCCUCAUUGCCUCAAAUAUUUGUUUGCAACCACAUCUAAUUGCCCCCUGGUGGCCAUUAGAAAGACUGCAGGUUUAAUGCAUUACCAUGUGCUACAACAAUAUAUUGUAUAGAUAGCAAACACAUCACAUGAAUCAUUUCGUUUUAUUGAACAUUAUGGAAAAACUGGAUAAAUACCCCAAAUUACAAAUGACA